This is a messenger RNA of Mesorhabditis spiculigera, 921 nucleotides long. NCBI's taxonomy places the organism in Eukaryota, Metazoa, Nematoda, Chromadorea, Rhabditida, Rhabditidae. The record is from the annotation of a GenBank genome assembly.
AUGUCCGAGGGAAGUCUAUUGGAUUCACUACAAGUAGUGCUUGGAAAAUGCAAUUUGAAUGUGGAGAGGAACCAAUUAGAGGUCGAGCAAUUAGCCGGUGGGUUGACGAAUGGAAUGUAUCUCAUCAAAAUUUCUGGCCAAAAACGAUGGGUGUAUCGCGUCAAUGGGACAGGAACGGAAAUACUUGUAGACAGAGAAGCUGAACGUCAAUUUUUACAAAUGGCCAACGAAUAUGCGAUUUGUCCUAAAGUUCUAUUUGUCGACGAAAAGAGGAUGUUGCAGGAAUUUUGUGAUGGUAUUACAUUGGGUCUUGAUGCAAUAGAUGACCCGAAUAUACACAGGUUGAUAGCGCGGAAAUUGGCUAGGCUGCAUGGACAUCCAAUUCAACCAUCUGCCCCAUGGUAUCCACAGGCAUUGCAAUCUUAUUUGAAAGAAUUAGACGAUGAGGAAAUGAGCAUAAUCGGCACAACAUUACUCAAAAUCCCCAAGGACACCAUAAUGACAUUAUGCCAUAAUGAUUUGAGAUUAAAUAAUGUUAUUUACCAGAGAGAAAAAGAGCAAGUGUUUUUUGUGGAUUUUGAGUAUGCUGGGUUGAAUUAUGCGGUCUAUGAUAUCGCACAUUACUUUUGGCAACAUAAUGGAGCCCAAAAUCGGAUGGACUUCCAAACUGUAAACCCGGAAAACCGGAAGCUAUUUGCCUCCGAAUAUUUGAGAGAACUAUACCAAAAAGCACCAACUAAACAUGAGGUUGAUGCACUCCUAAAGAACGUUCUCCACUUCGAAGCGGCGAACCACUUCUUAUGGAGCAUAUGGUCUCGGAUCCAGCAUAAAUUAGGCAACAGCACUGCCGUGUUUUCGUAUCAGCUGAAUGCGAGAGCUCGAUUCGAGUGUUAUGAAUACUGUUUAAAUCAAAUAAAGGCA